This is a messenger RNA of Grosmannia clavigera kw1407, 2475 nucleotides long. Its product is annotated as golgi complex component. NCBI's taxonomy places the organism in Eukaryota, Fungi, Ascomycota, Sordariomycetes, Ophiostomatales, Ophiostomataceae. The record is from RefSeq and is a predicted model, not a curated record. The transcript is spliced from 5 exons. Gene Ontology annotation, biological process: Golgi organization; intra-Golgi vesicle-mediated transport; cytoplasm to vacuole targeting by the Cvt pathway. The coding region runs from base 1 to 2475 and encodes 824 amino acids. Gene Ontology annotation, cellular component: membrane; COG complex; cis-Golgi network.
AUGUACGAGGACUCCUGGUACAGCUUUGUGCCGGAGCUGCAACGCGGGCGCAAUGCCGCCCAAGGCCCCGGACAUCGACGUCGAGAGUCGCUGCUGCAACAGCCAAACGGAACCUCUCAAUCGGCAGAUGUGGUCGAGCCUCUCGACAAGCUGCUAGAAGAAGAAUCGGACGACGAUGAGGAGAGCGAUAUGCUACAGGCGCACGCGGAGGCGCUGCUUGGGCGAGCGAGAUCUUUCCCGGAGCUAAAAAACGAAGCUUUGCGAAUCAAAGCGAUCAAGGCGGCAGCAGAAGAAGCAGCAACAUUGAGGGCGCCAGCGAAGACAGCCGCCAGCCGCGGCCGAGACGGGACCAAGGAGAAGGAGAGGCAAGACAGAAGAAAGCAUAGAAAGAAGAGAGUGGUCACACUAGAGGCGCUUUGCGUCGAAGGAGCGGACGGCGAGUGGCUUCUGCAGAAUGAAGUCCCACCUCUUCUCGACUCCUACGACGCCGACCUGCUUGACGCAAGCCAGCAAGAAUUCACAGACCAGCUGGAAAUGACAGAGAGACACCUCGGAGGGCUGAUUGACGACGCAAGCGGGACAUUGCAGCUGCUUUCGUCCCUUGCAGACUCAUUUCGGGCUGUUGAGGAGCAAACAACGUCCUUUCAGUCGCAGUGUAACGACCUCCUGUCGGAGCAGCGGCGGUUGGAGAAACUGGCCGAUGAGGUGGGCACGGAUCUUUACUACUACGCCUAUGCAGACGGUGUCACGCGCCGUCUCAAUGCUAUAGGUGCAAGCCGCCUUGUCGAUGACGAGAGCUUUGGGGAAAUACUGUCCAACCUGGACGCCUGUAUUGCUUUCAUGACAAAACACCCGACCUAUCGCGAUGCAGAAACCUACCUUGCGCGGUACCAAUCUCUUUUGACCAAGGCACUGCAUCUGCUCGAAGUGGGCUUCAACUCGCGGCUGGAGAAGGUGACGGCGGAGCUGUCAAAGCAGAUCGCAGCAACCCAGUCGGAGUCGGCACAACACGCGCUGGCCUACGGUCGGUUUGAAGAGCUGCUAGUGGACGGGUCAUACUCACUGAUCCCCAACGUGCAGCUGGUGAUGGGAAAGUCUUACGACCAGGCUGGAGCGCCGUGGUCUGGGCGCCAGAGCUUCUCGGUCUACGUUAACACGGCAAACAAUCUCCUCCGCACAUAUCUGGGCUGGCGAGAUCAGAACCUCCGGUCGAUUGUGCACAAGGAGAUGGAAGCUUUUCGCAGCGAAGCCAAAGGCACAGCGACCGAGACGGCAUCACGGAACUUUAUCAAGCAGAGUUUCGAGCGGUCGCACCAAGAGUCGCUGCUGUUCGUCCGGGUGUUUGCCAUUGAGCCACAGUACAGCACGCAGGUGGAGUCGGCCUUUGUGGCGAUACGGGGACAUCGCGGCGAGCUUGUCAACGCCAUCAACAUUGCGCCGCUGGCCACGAACCUGCAGACGGCACUCUCGGCAACGGCCGAUCUGUCGAUUGUCUGCAACGUGCUCGGGUGGAUCACACAUGAGUACCUUCUCCUGGACUACGAAGACGAAGAUGAGGAUGAAGGCGAGACGACGGCUCUCGCAACGCACAGUCGACAACUGGCAGCCCGGCUGCUAACGGAACAUCUGUGGGCAUUUACGGACGCCCUGUUUGAGGCGGAAAUAGCAAAGACGAUCACGAAAGCGCCGGUGGUGCCGGAAGCGCUGAAGAUUGUCUCUGCUGCGGAUGGCCACGCAUCGUCGAAUGCUUACCCACCGGUGCGACAUGCACUGGAGCUGCUGGUCAAGUUCGAUCAAGCCAUGCCCAAGGAGCGUUGCCAACGAGACAGCCCUGUUGUGUUUAAUAUUGUUAAGGAAACGAUUCUGGCACUGCAACGGGCCGAGGCACGCAUAAAGUCGAGCCGGAGCAGCACAGAUGGGGACCUGUUCAUGAUUAAGAACCUGCUGAUCCUGAAGAACGAGCUGCUUUCGUUGGAAAUCGGCGACAUUCGCAGCAGCGGGGGCAUGCAGCACUUUGGGCAGAUCUGGGAUGCGCUGAGCAUGGCGCAGAAUCUGGUGGGCUAUUUCAGCACUUUUAUCCCAGGGAAUUCGCUCUGGUCGCGGGCCGCGGGCGUUGUGUCGGGGGCAGUGCCCGGGGCAGGAGAGAGAACAUCGGCGUCUGGCAGUCUGUCGACAGCCGGGACAGCGGCAGCAGCAGCAGGAUCGGGGACAGAGCAGGACGUCAGCGAGCAGCUGGACGAAGCGCUGCGACGGUCGAUUACGGCUUUUACGCAGAAAUGGGGCCGGCAGGUGCACGAGGCGACGUCACGUAAGCUCGGCGGCAAGAAUGUGGCCAAGAUCGAGCGGGAGUUGGACGAGCUGCUGCAGACGGCAUUCAGCAGCCAGCCGGAAGUGGUGGCCAAGUUGAAGGAGGCGAUCCAGAUCCAGGCGGAGGCACACGAUGAGCAGAAGGGAAGCAAGAUCAGCCGCGUAUAA